Molecule: messenger RNA, 652 nt
Organism: Seminavis robusta
Lineage: Eukaryota; Bacillariophyta; Bacillariophyceae; Naviculales; Naviculaceae
Source: the annotation of a GenBank genome assembly
AUGCAACGCCACACUUCCAAUCACGGUGUACUACUAGAACCUGCAUGCGGAGUUCUGAAGAACCUGUCUGGCAGCAGUAACAAGGUCAUAUGCUCGAUUGCUGAUGGAGGAGGAUUCAAGGCUCUCAUUCCAGCCAUGAUGAACUCUCAGACCAAUGAAUGUGUCCAGACAGAAGGCUGCGGGGCACUCCUGAACCUCUCUGUUUUACAUGAGAACGAAGAGCUGAUAAUUGAAGCUGGCGGAAUUAGUGCAGUUAUGGUGGCACUGAAAACUCAUCCACAAAGCAUCAAGUUGGCGUCAAAUGCAUGCGGCACCCUCAAGAACUUGGCUGCCACCAGUGAUGAGAACAGAAAUCGCAUUGCCACAGAAGGAGGGAUUGGAUCUAUAGUUUCCGUCAUGGGAGAGCACAUCUAUGUGGCCCAAGUCCAGGAAAGGGCCUGUGGAGCCCUCAAGAAUCUGUCUAUUCUUGUGGAUUUGAAGCACUCCAUGAUAGAGGCACGUUGCAUCCAAUGCCUCCGCAACGCACAGGCGAGACACCAAAGCAACAAAGAUGUCCAACGGUACGCUGCAGCUGCACUGGCGAACUUGUUGAAAAGUACGGGUAGCUAGCUCGCUAGUCUAGUUUAACAAUCUAACGGUGCCUAGAAUAAGC